AUGAGUCUGGCUAUAGCAUCCCAGAUCAUCGGAUUCAUAUCCUUUGCCGUAACGCUGGCAACGUUAUUGGGUGUCUAUCGAGAUCUCAUAUCGACGAUGCGCACGGCAAAUACAACUAUUCCACUCAUGCUAGGAAACCUUCGUCAGGAGCUCGAGGAAGAGCGGGCACUUCUUCGUUACCGCUGUCUUGAGGGCGAUCGAUACGACAUCUUUCCUUCGCUGCGCAGACGGACCCGCAAACAAAAGGAAGUCUGCAAGCUUCUUCAGUCAACAGUCGACAAGCUAUGGCAAGAAUUCAGGAACCUGGAGCGUCCCUUCCUCAUCAGAAAUCCAGCUCGCGCAGAGGAGGUCCACAAGGGCGAUUACUGGGGCGCCAGCGACCUCGACGAGAAGGCCCGUGGAAGGCCCGACAGGGUGAAAGACAGGUGGGACGAUGCUGAAGCUGGACUGCCAUCAGAUCCCCAACAACGUUACUACCGGACAGAUCUUGCGCAUCGCUUUAUUUGGUGA
Messenger RNA from Cladophialophora yegresii CBS 114405, 510 nucleotides. RefSeq lists its product as uncharacterized. The transcript has 2 exons. Bases 1 to 510 code for a protein of 169 amino acids. The record is from RefSeq and is a predicted model, not a curated record. NCBI's taxonomy places the organism in Eukaryota, Fungi, Ascomycota, Eurotiomycetes, Chaetothyriales, Herpotrichiellaceae.